Molecule: messenger RNA, 1929 nt
Organism: Rotaria sp. Silwood2
Lineage: Eukaryota; Metazoa; Rotifera; Eurotatoria; Philodinida; Philodinidae
Source: the annotation of a GenBank genome assembly
AUGUUAUCUCAUGAGCAAUCCCAUUCUUAUUCAAAACACCGAAAUAAUCAAAAAACAAUACGCUCACAUUUAUAUAAUCAUCAUAUACGUGAUCAUACAAAGUCGGCUGAGGAUUUUUCAAAUGCACACGUAAAUAUAUUAAGUGGCGCUGAAACAAACCAACUAUAUAAAAACUUGACUGAAGAAGAAAUUCAACGACGUCAACUUAUUCGACAAUAUAUUUUUUCUAAACUCGAAGUUUAUGCUAAUAAACCUCGUAUUUGGCAGUUAACACAUUCAUCACAUAUAAAAAAACGUCUUCUAAAUAAAUCACGAAAUAUAUCAAAUCUCUAUUCUUUACCAAAUUAUUUUGUACAUGAAUCUAUAAAUCAAUUAUUUAUUAAUGUUGAUAAAUAUGUUUUACAAUUACGUCGACUUAUUCAAUCUACAUCGUGUGAAUCAGUUGACUUAAAUGUUCUAUUUCAAAAAAUAAGAAAACCUAAUAAUCAAUGGCGUUCAUUACAAUUAGAACGUGCAAAACAAAUACUUCCAAAUAUUAACAAUGAAGAAUUUACAGAAAAUGAACUUUUACAAAAAUAUUAUAUUCAUAUUAUUGAAACAUUAACACCAAAACCUGAUACAGCUAGUUCAAAUUGUAUUACACAACUUCGUGAACAACCAUUUGAUUUAAAUCAUGCAUAUGAACAAGCAAAAAAUAAAGGAAAAGAAUGUUUAGCACAAAUGUUAGAAAAAUAUCGUGCACCUAGUUCAAAUUGUAUUGCACAACUUCGUGAACACCCAUUUGAUUUAAAUCAUGCAUAUGAACAAGCAAAAAAUAAAGGAAAAGAAUGUUUAGCACAAAUGUUAGAAAAAUAUCGUGCACGUUUAAAACCUGAUCUUGAAUUAAUUCAAGAAAUGAUUAAGCUUGGUCUUAAACAAAUGAAAACAACACCAACAAAGGAAGAUUUUGAGGGUACAACAAAUUUUCUAACUAAAAUUUCCAUGUUUCAUAAAACAAAACAAGCAUAUGAAAGUGAUUUACAUAAUAUGGGUGAUGAUUUUAUGUUAUUAUGUUUUGGUAAAAUAUUUGGAGAAAAUGCAUUACCAACAACCGCACGUUCAAAUAAACAAUUCAUAUAUCUUAUUCAUUUAUUUUUUAAAUCUAUUUCACAACUUAUUACAAUGAUACAAACAACCUCUGAUAAUAAUGAAGAAAUUCUAUCAAUUAUAAAUACUGUUAUUGGAAAACUUUUUUCAACAAAAGAAAAUUCAUCAAUUAUUAAACUAAAUAAUGAUGAUCUUUUUUCACCAAAAUUAAAUAUUGAUCAAUGGACAUGGUUAUUAGAAAAAUGGCGUGAUGCUUUACGAACAUUUCCUAUUAUACUUACAGAAGUUGGAGCAUUCGCUCGUUUAUUACGUACAACAUUUGGUGUUGGUAUUGCACGUUUAUUUAAUUUUGCUGAAACAAUUGUUUGUAAUAAUCAAAUAUUAGAUUCAGUUGUUAUGAAUGAACAAUUGUUUCAUGCACUUCAAAUGGGUUUUUAUUUUGGAGUUGCAUAUGCUAUUGUCGAUUGUACACUAGAUGAAAUUCAUAAUUUAGAUGAAAUUUCUUCACAACAAGUAGCUGUCUUGAAAAUAGAGGCAAAUGAAAAUAGCAGAUUAUUAACACCAAUUGAAAUACUAGAUAAAUGGCUUUUGAUUAUAGAAGAAUUAUUAAGUGGAGGAGAAUUUAAUCGAAAAGAAAUACCAAAAACACCAUUGACACCAUUAUUAUUAGAAACAUUUGAUAGUCUUAUUACAUUAACAAAAAGUAUUAAUGUAACGCGUGCAGUUUUUAAAGACUUGGCUCUUUUAUUAAGAUCACAACGAAUGGAUAAAAAAACAAUGGAAAAUUUUUAUACUGAUGAAGAACUUUACUUAGGUAACAUUUUGUUUCUAAUAAGGCAUUAA